GCUAUAACUAGCCGUGGAUAACUAGAUAACUAGCCCCCUGCAUUACCCUCACCAAUCCUUUAAUCAAUGCGUGGUUGCGCGCGCAUUCGCGUUUGUUGAUGUUGAACAAUCUAAAAUCUUAUACACGCGGAUAUAGGCUUGUGGAAAGGGAUCACACGUUGUUGUAGGAAUCGAUACCCAUAUAUGGGAAGUGAGAUUUGGGGGAAGCUAAAUCAGAACUUGCCAUUACUACAGCGUUCGCUUCAUCUUCCCACCCUUCUCGAUAAUCUCGUCAGAAAAGGCCAGAUCGACCAACAAACUAACAAAGAUCUGCUAAACUUAGAGGUAGAGGAAGCCGUGCCGAAACUACUAGAUCUGCUGAUGUCUCGGAAUCCGUCCAGCGCCAGAGACAUGAGUGAUGCUCUCCAAGAGACCCAUCCAGAUAUUGCCGAAAAAGUGGGCCUCGGCUCACUGCCUGCCGCAGAGGAUUGUAGCGAACCGUCGGAGCACAGCCACGUUGUGAAAUCCUACCACGCGGUGCUGGCGAUAUCCACGGAGCCACACAAACACCAGGAGGGGAACCAGCUACACCACUCCCAGAACAAACACUCGGCCUUCAUGUGAACGUGUGAAGAGCACAACAACAGUAAAAAUGGAUGAAAGAUAUAGUUUCUGUAUAUUACAGACAUAAUCAAACACAUUAUAAACAUUUAGUUCAUAGAAUCUCUCCAAGUGAAAGAAUCUCCGUAUUUAUUGAAAUUUACUAAUGUUCUUUUGUUGUUCUUUGUUGUUUUAUAAUUGAAUAAACAUUCUUUUUAUUUUGA
Messenger RNA from Magallana angulata, 803 nucleotides. RefSeq lists its product as uncharacterized. Bases 184 to 603 code for a protein of 139 amino acids. The transcript is spliced from 4 exons. Lineage: Eukaryota; Metazoa; Mollusca; Bivalvia; Ostreida; Ostreidae. The record is from RefSeq and is a predicted model, not a curated record.